Cooperia oncophora is the source of this 477-nucleotide messenger RNA. The record is from the annotation of a GenBank genome assembly. Lineage: Eukaryota; Metazoa; Nematoda; Chromadorea; Rhabditida; Trichostrongylidae.
AUGGUGGAGAUGGGAGUGAAAGGGAAGAUUCUUUCUGAAGUGAAUACUGGCGCGUCACUAUCUAUUAUAGACGAGAAGACGUGGCACAUUUCCAAGGGAAGUACCAAUCCACCGGUCGAGUUCGCCGGAAUGAGGCGUCGGGGUCUACAUGUCUUUAAGGAGGCGAGUCACUCCUUAUGUGGAAGAGACAUGAUUAGGAAACUUCGAAUAGAUUGUGGACCACAUUAUGGGAAGGUUCACGAGGUAAAACGGAUGCCCCAAGUAGAAAUCAAAAGAGAAAUAGUGCGUAUAUUGGGUAAAAACAAAAAGCUAUUUCAAGAAGGUUUGUGCAGAUCUACAACUGCACGAGCAGAGCUCAAGUUCAAGGGCGAAGUGCAUAACGAAUGGGUAACAACACUAGUUGCCCCCAAACCUGGUGGAAAAAUACGAAUCUGUGGCGAUUAUAAAGGUCACAAUGAACCCGCAACUAGAUAUUAA